AUGGCUACCCCUCAAAAUUUGUCAUCAUCGUCGAAGCGGUCCUUUGAGGCAUUUCGCAGAGUGAUGAAAUCUCCACGCCAACAGCCUGCUCACGGUCAAGCGGCAGCGAAUCUAUUCAGGGACAAAUUACAACAGCAUCGUCCUCCGCAAUCUCCCGAAGAAAGGAAGGAGAACUGCCAGGACAAUGCAAAUGUACCUAUCGAUACGCUUGCAUACCGUAAGCAUUUUCCUGUUCACCACGAUCGCUACCUAGAAGCUCCGCAGGAUGUGAAACGAUGUAACAUAUCACCAUCUACUGAGGCGUGCAUUACUGAAUCUACCGCGGCAGAAAUGAAAACGCAGGUAUUCCUUCUCACCCAACGUAUGAUGCAAGCAGAAACUGAGGGACGCACCGAGGACGCUCGUUUGCUGCAGGGCUUAAUUCGCACAACCAACGAGACAUUGAAGACUUGCUCAAUAACAGUAGAUAAACGGACACUCAAGGAAAGGUCACCUAAUCCACAGGUCAGCUAUUAUUUGGACAGUCCGCAGAAGAUACAGUUGCAUGCGUUUAUUUUGGAUUUGCAUAAGAAUGUAAAAUUUCACAAAUUAGACCCGAUUCAUAUGCAGAUGGGCCUCCAUAAGGCGCUACAGAAAGAAGGAGCACCCACGGCGCUAUUAAAUUUUAUCGUGGACAACGAACAAAAAUUGCAGUCCAUGUCGUUUCAGGACGCCACUGCUUAUAUUGUACGUACAAACGAACAAGAUCUGGAGGAUAAUGCAUACAGAAAUGUAUUGGCUUGCAUGAAGUUAAACCCUUCGGUUCCGCUAGAGACACAACUUCGGGAUUUUGACCGCAAAGUAGACUUUAUGAAGAUGCGACAGUAUGAGAAUCCGCUACAAGUGUACCGCAACCAUGGUAUGCUCAACCUCAUCAAUCAAGCUGCGGGGGGUGCAUAUUACUGUGAUACUCUUCGUAUGCACACUAACUGGCGCGAAUAUUCCGCGACACAAAUGCGUAAUGUAUUUCGGGUGAAUAUUGACAAGGCGGAAGAACACCGUCGAGCAAACCUUUCCCCCGGAGGGUUACGUUCACGCACACGAACGCGUGUGGAGGCCAACACACGAGCUAAUCCGCAUACACCGCCAGCAUCGAACCCUAGGGCUCGUUGUCGGUCAUGUGAGCAGAAUCUCCCUCCUGGCCCAGCACACGCACCACGGCGCCCUAAGUUACUGCGAGCACCGACAUCGACUAACACGGGCAGCCAUACGCGACGUGGGUAUGCGCCACCACACCGUACAUCGGCUGGGGGAUUAUCCACGCGCACACAACAGACGCCGGGUAAUACCUUCCGCCCUCGAGUUAAUCUCGUGGAUGGGGGUGAUCAGAUGACUGAUCCGACACCAGCAGAGGUCGGAGAAAGUGAGGUGAUCCAUAUUCAUGAUUUGGUCGACGAGUCGUAUGUCGACAGUGAAGAUAAAUUGAUUGCUAUAAAAACCGCUUAA
Sphaeroforma arctica JP610 is the source of this 1485-nucleotide messenger RNA. RefSeq lists its product as hypothetical. The transcript has a single exon. The record is from RefSeq and is a predicted model, not a curated record. NCBI's taxonomy places the organism in Eukaryota, Ichthyosporea, Ichthyophonida. The coding region runs from base 1 to 1485 and encodes 494 amino acids.